Messenger RNA from Otolemur garnettii (small-eared galago), 1888 nucleotides. It is a transcript of the gene RAVER2, whose product is annotated as ribonucleoprotein, PTB binding 2. The transcript has 12 exons. Gene Ontology annotation, molecular function: RNA binding. Lineage: Eukaryota; Metazoa; Chordata; Mammalia; Primates; Galagidae. The record is from RefSeq and is a predicted model, not a curated record. The coding region runs from base 1 to 1881 and encodes 626 amino acids.
AUGCGGCGGGAGCUGAGCAACCGCAGGAAGAUCCUGGUGAAAAACCUGCCCCCGGACAGCCACUGCCAGGAGGUUCAAGAUUUGCUAAAAGACUAUGAGUUAAAGUAUUGUUAUGUGGACAGAAAUAAACGAACAGCUUUUGUUACCUUAUUGAAUGGAGAACAAGCACAGAAUGCAAUCCAGACGUUUCAUCAAUAUUCUUUCCGAGGAAAAGACUUAAUAGUCCAGCUCCAGCCGACAGAUGCUUUGCUAUGUAUUACCAACCUGCCCAUUUCUUUCACAUUAGAAGAGUUUGAAGAACUUGUUCGUGCUUACGGAAAUAUUGAGAGAUGUUUUCUGGUCUACAGCGAAGUUACUGGCCACUCCAAAGGCUAUGGGUUUGUGGAGUACAUGAAGAAGGGCUUUGCUGCCAGGGCCCGAUUGGAGCUGUUGGGUAAACAGCUAGGAACAUCCGUUCUCUUUGCACAAUGGAUGGAUGUUAACCUGCUGGCCUCAGAGCUCAUUCAUUCCAAGUGCCUUUGCGUUGACAAACUCCCCAGUGACUACAGGGAUUCAGAAGAGCUGCUACAAUUUUUUUCCAGUGUUCAUAAACCCGUGUUUUGCCAGCUCGCACAGGAUGAAGGUCGCUGUGCGGGGGGCUUCGCGGUGGUUGAAUAUGGCACGGCCGAGCAGGCAGAGGAGGCCCAGCAGGCCACAGUCGGGGCAACCAUCCAGGGGAGCAGAGUCCGGGUCUCCUUCUGUGCCCCAGGAGCACCAGGGCGGAGCACAUUAGCUGCACUGAUAGCAGCUCAGAGAGUGGUGCACAGUAAUCAGAAGGGCUUACUUCCAGAGCCAAAUCCAGUGCAAAUCAUGAAGAGUUUAAACAAUCCUGCCAUGCUACAGGUUCUCCUACAGCCCCAGCUGUGUGGGCGAGCUGUCCAGCCAGCGGCUCUUGGAACACCUCACAGCUUGUCACAUCUGAUGACUCCCUCCAUCUCUCCUGCGUUUUUACAUCUGAAUAAAGCACACCAGAGCUCAGCUGUGGGUAGCACUUCCCGUUUACUCCUCCAGAACCUUUCUCGAGUGCCACUGGCCCAGCAGCAGUUGGUGAAGUUUGAGAAUAUUCACAUCAAUAAUAAACCUGGCUUACUUGGAGACCCCCCAGCUGUGGUCCUUCAAACUGCCCUGGGCAUAGGGCCAGUGCUUCCCCUGAAGAAGGAACUGGGACAUCAGGGAGAAGCUCGUACAACAUCUAGUCUGAUUACAACUCAAACACCUGCAGCAGCUGGAACAGGCCUGUCAAUGUUCUUUCCAAGUCAACACAUCACGGGGCAGGCUGGGUCCGGGCACAGUGGCGCUCAAGAGAAACUAUCAGCCCCCGUGGGAGCAGCAGAAGGGGCUUUCUCAGGGUCCCAGCCUUAUCUUCAGACCUUUCCAAAUCUCACUACAGAAGGCUUGGUGACAAGAGGCCACGGGCAGCAGCAAAGCCAGCCAAAGGGCACAGAGGCUGCCUCUAAGAAUCAGACUUCACUCUUGGGAGAACCUCCAAAAGAGAUUCGGCUCAGUAAGAACCCGUAUCUGGACUUGGCAAGCGUGCUGCCCAGUGCGUGUUUACCACCCUCUGCAAGUAAAACUGCUCUUCAGAAGGCUGGAAUUGCAAACACCAUUCUGGACGCAAUCUCUCAGGGAAGUGAAUCUCAGCACUUGCUGGAAAAGUGCACUGCUUACUCCCUACCUUUCAGAGACUAUGCACAGGUGUCGUCUUUAAGAAAUGAAAAACGAGGAUCAUCGUAUCUCAUCUCUGCCCCAGAGGGUGGUUCAGUGGGAUCUGUGGACCAGCAUUCUCAGGGCACAGGAGCAUAUUAUGUGGAAACCUACUUAAAAAAGAAGCGUGUAUACUAAUUUUGGC